Molecule: messenger RNA, 1143 nt
Organism: Tetrahymena thermophila SB210
Lineage: Eukaryota; Ciliophora; Oligohymenophorea; Hymenostomatida; Tetrahymenidae
Product: kinesin motor catalytic domain protein
Exons: 2
Biological process (GO): microtubule-based movement
Molecular function (GO): ATP binding; microtubule motor activity; microtubule binding
Source: RefSeq, a predicted model, not a curated record
AUGUUAAAUAAUUUAUUUGCUGAUUAAUAAAAAUCAUUCCAAGUAGCUGUUAGAUACUUACCUUUGUAAGUACAUCAUAUGUAAAAUCUGCCAGAAAUACUUUGUGUUGAUAAAAAAAAUAAUUAAAUAACUCUUGUAGAUUCUAAUUUACAAGAAAAACUAAAUAAAAAGUUUUGUCUAGAUAAAGUUUAUGACUUAUAAGAUAACUAAUCUAUGGUAUAUAAUGAAAUCGUUGAACCUUUAGUAGAAAGUUCGCUUAAUGGUUUUAAUGCUACUCUUCUUGUUUAUGGUGAAUAUUAAUAGAGCAAAGAUUUUACUCUAGAAGGAGAUAAAUCUAAUUUGGAAGAAAUGGGAAUAAUCCCUAGAGUAUCAUAGUAAAUAUUUUCUAAAAUAGAAUAAAAUCCGAACAAAGAAUUUAUUAUUAGAGUUUCAUCUUUACAAAUAUUAAAUGAAAAUAUAAAUGAUUUACUUUAAAAGUAAAACUAAAACCUAUUUUUAAGAGAAAACUAAUAUCAUUAAGUUUUUGUAGAAAAACUAACAAGUGUUUUAGUAACAAAUCAUGAAGAAUUUAUGAAAUAAAUUGAAUUAGCAAAGAAAAAUUCCCUAGGAAGUUCAAACACAAUGAAUAAUAAUUAUGUAAGAGGUCACACAAUUCAUUAAAUUUAAAUUUAAAAAUAUGAUAAAAAUAGUAUUGAAAAUGCGCUUAAUGUAAGUAUAUUAAAUAUAGUUAGCUUGGCAGGAUUUGAGAGAAUAUCUAAAGUUGGAUGCUUUGGAAAAAAUUUGAGUGAAUCCAUCUUAGUAAAUAAGAGUUUAUCAACUUUAGAAAAAGUGACUAUAGCUUUAUCUAAACCAGGAAACUAACACAUCCCAUAUAGAGAGUCUUAGCUAACUAGAAUCCUACAAAAUUCUUUGGGAGGAAAUUCUAAAACUGUUUUACUCACAGUUAUUUCCAUAGAAAACUAUGAAACUUCACUUUAAGCUUUAAAAUUUGCUGAAAGAGCUAAAAACAUAAAGAAUAAGCCUAGUGUAAAUAAAAUUUAGGAUAAUGAUAUUAUCAAAUCUUUUAGAGAAUAAUAUUCUUCAAUUUCUUUGAGUAGAAAUUCAUCAUUUUCUAAUCUUUCUUAAACUAAUAAUGCUCUAUGA